GAUCUAUUAUUUAUAAAAAACCAUUAACUUAUUACCGAUCUUCAGAGUUAGUGGUUCUAAACCCACUUAAAAAUAAUUUUUCAAGCAUGCAAAUUACCUCUGAAUAUGAGAAUCGAUUUGAAGAUUCUCAAGAAACUAUAACUGAAGAUGAUACUUCA
Molecule: messenger RNA, 158 nt
Organism: Dentiscutata erythropus
Lineage: Eukaryota; Fungi; Glomeromycota; Glomeromycetes; Diversisporales; Gigasporaceae
Source: the annotation of a GenBank genome assembly